Messenger RNA from Lycium barbarum (goji berry), 1063 nucleotides. RefSeq lists its product as uncharacterized. Bases 1 to 960 code for a protein of 319 amino acids. The transcript is spliced from 5 exons. Lineage: Eukaryota; Viridiplantae; Streptophyta; Magnoliopsida; Solanales; Solanaceae. The record is from RefSeq and is a predicted model, not a curated record.
AUGAGUGAUUCGCCAUCAUCAGUUGCCGGUGUUCCUUGUACUCCUACUACUCCAAGUACUCCAGAUAUCUCUAUUGGGUCUACUAGCAGCUCAUCGUCAUCUAGUCGAUUGGUCAUCUCAGUUGUAGGAGAAAAGUUUGUUCCUAAUGGUCAUUCUAUUUCGAAGAGCAUCACAGAAACAUUCAAGGAACGACAAGACGCUACUGGUUACUCAUGGAAGGAUGUUAGUGAAUCGACUCGUAAAUUCUAUUGGCAUGAAUUUGUGGAAAGCUGGAAGACAUAUUGGGCCUCUGACAAGUGGCUGGAAAAAUCUCGUAUCACCACUCAAAAUCGACACAGUGAGACUGGUGGUCCAGGCACUGGUCCAAGCAAGCAUGCUGGUGGUUCUAAAUCAACAGUGGAGCAUACUAUAAAAUUGGCAAUAGACCUACGUCGUCCUGCAAAUUCAUGGGAUGUCUUUAAGAAGCUGCACAAAAGAAAGGAUGGCAGCUUUGUUGAUCCCAAGUCUAAGAGCAUUAAUGAUGAAAUGGAGGCUAGGGUGGCUGCUGCUAUAAGCUCAUCAGAUGAUUCACAAGAAGUUCAACAACUCGAUGUAAAUCGCAUAUACUUGGAUGUUGUGGGUGGAGAGAAAAAACGACGUGUGUAUGGAUUGGGCUCUCAAGCUUUGACUAUGUAUAAAGAUUAUAAUUCUGCCACUUCAUGCAAUAUAGUGACUGAUCGUGCUGCUGAUCAAGAGCGCAUCAAAUUACUUGAGGAAGAGAUGUUGCGAAUGAAAGAAAAUCAAGAGAGGAUUCUUCAAGAGCGUGUAGAGGCGGAAGUGCAACAACGCGUAGAGAAGGAGGUCUCGGAUCGGUUUAAGUCUAUGGAGGAUCGAUGGUCUCACAUGAUGAGCGUGAUGGGUUUAUCUUCUCGCUCAUCUGGUAGUCCUACUCUCCCUAACAGGGACUCACCAAAUGCUUAAGUGUUUAACAUUUUAGACUUUGGUUAGUUGGAUAUUCUAAGUGUUGUUUCCAACAUUUUCAGACUUUUGUUAGUUGGAUGCUUUGUAAGUUUAAAAAUUUUGU